Molecule: messenger RNA, 2910 nt
Organism: Caenorhabditis remanei
Lineage: Eukaryota; Metazoa; Nematoda; Chromadorea; Rhabditida; Rhabditidae
Exons: 12
Coding region: 1-2910 (969 amino acids)
Biological process (GO): chemical synaptic transmission
Cellular component (GO): neuron projection; postsynaptic density membrane; neuromuscular junction
Molecular function (GO): protein binding
Source: RefSeq, a predicted model, not a curated record
AUGUCCGUCGAGUCAUCGGAAAGAGCGCAUCAGGCGAUAGAGCGUCUGGAGGAAUACUUCCUGACACUCAGCAGACACACCGAUGAAGAGCUCCGAAGCAGCGUGGAAAGACUCAUCAACACCUUCAAGUCACAGUUGAUGCACACGUUGAUUGAUAUUCAUGACUUGUACGAGGGUACUUUGCUCAGCGAUCGAAAAGGAUAUGCACAGAAAGUGAAUGAAGUGAAGCGUAUGUGUGACAAACUGGAUGCACAACCACUUCUCUACAACAACCGUGCAGCAGCCACAACGACUUCCACAUCAAACUAUAAUCUUUCAAGCACUACUCCACUUGUUUCAGAUCUCAGAGACCGCGGAGGUUUCACAUAUUUGAACGGAGGAGAUCUUGGAACUGUUGGACUUGGAAAUGGACUUGGAAACGGACUUUCGUCUUCUCCAUUCAACUCAUCCAGCACACAUUAUCUUCAUGAGCGUCAACGUCAGACCAGCCAUGAUGGAACUUGGAAGGAAGUAACCACCAGAACAGUUGACACUCCAAGUGGACUUGAGAGACGUACGAUUGAGCACACCGGAAUCAUUGAUGAUUUUGGCCGCAGGUGGGAGAUUGAGAAUAUUGUCUUGGAGAAAGGUCACACUGGCCUUGGAUUCUCGAUUACUGGAGGUACGGACCAACCAACCGAAGACGGAGAUAAUUCCAUUUAUGUGACUAAUAUUAUUGAAGGAGGUGCCGCACUUGCUGAUGGCCGUAUGAGAAAGAACGAUAUUAUCACCAUGGUGAACAAUACGAACUGCGUGAAUGUGAAGCACGAGGUUGCUGUUAAUGCUCUCAAAAGCUCUGGAAAUGUUGUUACUCUCACAUUGAAGCGUCCACGUCGUGAAGAGGCCGCUAUCCCAAUCGGUGGAACCUUUGGAGGAUCCACAUCGUACCUCCGCACCGGAAUCACACCAUCUGUGAGCGCCGGCAACUUGCAACACGCUAUUCAUUCUCCAUCGGCUCCAUUGCAUCCACCACCACCGCCACCAGUUCAUCACGGAUCAUUGAGCCAAUUAGCGGUCGCCCCAUACCGUUCCACACGACCGAAUACGACAGUCAUUGAUCUGGUCAAAGGAGCACGCGGACUUGGAUUCUCAAUUGCCGGAGGAAAUGGAAACGAACAUGUCAAAGGAGAUACUGACAUUUAUGUCACAAAAGUAAUUGAGGAGGGAGCAGCUGAUACAGAUGGAAGACUCAGAGUUGGAGAUAAGAUUCUUGAAGUUGAUCAUCAUUCUUUGAUCAAUGUCACUCACGAGUAUGCUGUUGAUGUUCUUAAGAACACUGGAAAUCGUGUCCGUCUGUUGGUUCAGAAAGGAAAUGGACCAAUCUUCAGUGACUCAGUUAGCCAACAGUUCAACCCAACUACUCCAAUCCUUAGACCAAGCUCCGUCCAAGACUACAACCGUUCUAUGGGAUCCCAGAGCCACAUUUCCUAUGGAGCUCCACAAAACACCAGCUACAGUUCUCAAACACCAGUUGCCAUUCCACUUGAGCCAAGACCAGUUCAAUUGAACAAAGGACAGAAUGGACUCGGAUUCAAUAUUGUUGGAGGAGAGGACAACGAACCAAUCUACAUCAGUUUUGUUCUCCCAGGAGGAGUUGCUGACCUUAGUGGAAAUGUGAAGACUGGAGAUGUUCUUCUCGAAGUGAAUGGAGUUGAUUUGAGAAAUGCCACUCAUAGAGAAGCAGCUGAGGCUCUUAGAAACGUUGGAAACCCAGUGUACCUUACUCUUCAGUACAGACCACAAGAUUAUCAAAUCUUUGAGUCGAAAAUUGAGAAGCUCAGAAACGACGUCAUUUCUCAGUCCAGAAUGGGAACUUUGAGCAGAAAGUCAGAAUAUGUCAGAGCCCUCUUCGACUACGAUCCAACCCGCGAGAACUCAGUUCCACCACACAGAUCAAUGGGAUUCAACUAUGGAGAUAUCCUUCAUAUCAUCAACUCAUCUGACGAUGAAUGGUGGACAGCCAGAAAGGUUCUUGAUAACGGAGAAGAGACCACAGAAGGAGUGAUUCCGUCAAAGAAACGUGUGGAGAAGAGAGAACGACUCCGAAGAAAGCAAGUCAACUUCAACUCUGGAUCACAAUCCCUUGGAAGAAACUCCAGCAGCACUGGACUUGAACACCGUAGAGGAAGCCGUAGCCAGCUCUCCUUCUCCAGAAAGUUCCCAUUCGUUAAGAGUACCGAUAGACUCAACGAUCUUGCUGAGGAGACUAACAAUGUUACCGAAGAGCCAGUAUUCUCAUACCAAGCUGUUGAGCAACAGGCGAUCAACUAUGUCCGUCCAGUCAUCAUUCUUGGAGCACUCAAGGACAGAAUCAAUGACGAGCUUGUCAAUCGUGACCCAGCAAGAUUCAGCAGCUGUGUACCACACACAUCACGCCCACCAAGAGACGGUGAGGUCCACGGACGUGACUACUACUUUGUGAAUAAGCAAAUGAUGGAGGAGGAUGUGAAGAAUAACUUGUUCAUUGAGGCAGGACAGUUCCAGAACAAUCUAUAUGGAACCAGCAUUCAAAGUGUCAAAGAUGUUGCCAGUCAAGGAAGACAUUGUAUCUUGGAUGUCAGUGGAAAUGCUAUCAGAAGACUCCAGACGAAUGCUAACAUUCAACCAAUUUCCAUUUUUGUCAAACUCAAUUCACCAAAGCAGAUUCUUGACUUGGACACCCAACUCGCUUCCACACGACCGGAUGAUCGUGCAAUGAGUGAAGACGAGGCUCAAGCUCAAUACUCCAGAUGCCAAAGAAUCGAGCAAACUUUUGGAGAUUUAUUCACUCAUGAGAUUUCCAACGUCCACAGUGCCAAUGAAGUUCUCGCCCGAGUCUACUCUCUCAUUGGCCGUGAAUCUCAGAACACCAUCUGGGUUCCACGUCACUAG